AUGCCACACAUGAUUGCAGUCUCUCGAAGCUACGGCAGUGUGUUUGUGUAUGUGUAUGGGAUGAACUUUGCAACUCAAGAAAAGGUCGAAGAGGCGAAAGACGUGUCCCGGGAGAAUAAAUACGGAGCAAGAGCACCUGGCUCAUCCGACAAAAAGCCCAGCCCUGACACCCGGUACUUUACCAAGCUUGGGUUGUCGGAGGCCGUAGCCGGUGCUUCGAUAAGGGUCAGAAACGUCAGGGCCGUCUACAACUCUGUGCCAAAGUAUCCCCAAGGGGUGUCAGACUGGUCCCCUGGGCCGAUCUCGGCUCUCGCACCCAUUGGCGGACUGGCCAGUCAGACCACCAACGAGAACGCAGACAACGAGUCGCCUACAUAUGGUGCCACGGAGACGCCUUCUAUCUGCGAAGCUGCAGUUCUUAACGCUGCCGGGCAUACUUACCUCACUUUGCUCGGGAUGAAGUCUUUGACUGGCGGGAAAACGAGGCUUUCGGGAGCCCGUGUCUUUCACCGUUUGGUAAUACGCCCGCUCCCAUUGAGUCCUGACUCUUCCAACCCCCGACUUACUCGUCACCAGUGUCAGGGUUCCGGGUCUCAUGCCAAGCAAGCUAUUGUGGAGGCGCGCUCCUCCGACACAACAGCCCGGCGGCAUUGGUUCCGGUGGAAUAUUCACAGCCGGCGGCUUUCGACGGGUAAUAAAAUGAGACUCCCACCACGGUCUGGUGGGGUUUGGAAUCACCGCCAAAAGAGUCAUCAUUACCUACCUGCGUGCCAGGCUCGUGUAGUCGAUUCGCAUAGCACAUCAACAGCUGGGGUGUGGGUUGAAGGCCCCCCUGUUUGCUUCCCUCACAAUAUCAUUAUUGCAUUGUCAUAUGACAUAUCGAAAGCAGAGAAGCAGACCGUAUGGUAUUCCCGUAACUCCGAAGUCCUGCCUAUUGGCAUGACGCUGUGA
Messenger RNA from Colletotrichum lupini, 951 nucleotides. RefSeq lists its product as uncharacterized. The record is from RefSeq and is a predicted model, not a curated record. NCBI's taxonomy places the organism in Eukaryota, Fungi, Ascomycota, Sordariomycetes, Glomerellales, Glomerellaceae. The transcript is spliced from 6 exons. Bases 1 to 951 code for a protein of 316 amino acids.